Molecule: messenger RNA, 1056 nt
Organism: Postia placenta MAD-698-R-SB12
Lineage: Eukaryota; Fungi; Basidiomycota; Agaricomycetes; Polyporales; Adustoporiaceae
Exons: 5
Coding region: 1-1056 (351 amino acids)
Molecular function (GO): oxidoreductase activity, acting on NAD(P)H
Source: RefSeq, a predicted model, not a curated record
AUGUCUACCCAUCAGAAAGCCCUUGUCCUCCCUAUCAAACAAGGCACUUUUGAGUUACAUUCUGUUCCAAUUCCUACACCAGGUCCUGGACAACUCCUGGUGAGGAUGCAUGCCGUCGCUUUGAAUCCCGUGGAUUGGAAGGUCCAGGCGCGCGGCAUCUUAGUAGAAGAUUACCCCUUUAUUUUGGGUACAGACAACGCUGGCACUGUCGAAGUCAUUGGUGAAGAGGUGUAUGGUUUUUCAAAGGGUGAUAGGGUCUUCACACAAGGCACGUUUGAGAGCACUCAUGGCGGAUUCCAACAGUACGCGCUCUUCAAUGCUAGCGUUACUGCGAAGAUACCAGAAAAUCUGACCUUCGAACAAGCGGCAACCAUUCCGGUGGGCUUAGGAACUGCUGUCCUCGGACUCUAUACACCACGAACUCCUGAGGAUAUUGAAUGUGGAAGUGCCCAAUUGACUGCUCCAUGGGACUCAGACGGCCGCGGCAUUUAUGCAGGCAGGCCGUUCGUCGUGCUGGGCGCAUCGAGCUCUGUCGGACAAUAUGCGCUGCAGCUCGCUAGGUUGUCAGGAUUCUCUCCAAUCAUCGUCACUGCUUCUUUACACCAUACCGAUUAUCUCAAAUCUCUCGGUGCGACGCACGUCGUCGACCGUCAUCUCCCCUUCGAGGCUCUCCGCUCCAACCUUGCCGCGAUCACUUCGAAGCCCUUCGAGGUGAUCUUUGAUGCAGUCUCUCUGCCGGAUACGCAGAGCGUUGCGUACGACCUACUCGCCCCGGGAGGAUGUCUCGUUCUCGUGCUCUUUCCUGCCAUCACACUCAUCGCCAACAAACGCAUUGCAAAGGUAUUCGGGCAGGUGAAUUUCCCGCCUGAGAAUCUGGAAGUCGGUGUGAGUUUGUACAAGGUAUUACCCGAGCUACUGGCAGAGGGUGCCAUUCAGCCAAAUCGUGUCGAGGUCAUACCCGGAGGGCUGGGUGGCAUUAGAGCAGGACUAGACAGGCUGAAAAAUGACACCGUCAGCGGCGUAAAAUUGGUCGUACGCUCUCAGGAGACAGCUUAA